Molecule: messenger RNA, 3282 nt
Organism: Aspergillus lentulus
Lineage: Eukaryota; Fungi; Ascomycota; Eurotiomycetes; Eurotiales; Aspergillaceae
Product: mediator of RNA polymerase II transcription subunit 14
Biological process (GO): regulation of transcription by RNA polymerase II
Cellular component (GO): mediator complex; core mediator complex
Molecular function (GO): transcription coregulator activity
Source: RefSeq, a predicted model, not a curated record
AUGCCGGGCGUCAUCAUGGAUAAUGCUACUGUUGGCCGGCCCGGGCAUGUGCCAGAUACUCAGACGCCGAGUAAUGGAGAUAACUUGCGAAAUGGGUCGUUACAUAUCAAUGGAGCAGCCAAAGGAGCCAAAGAUCACGACCCUGAUAGGGAAAGUUAUACUGGCAAACCUGGAAUUGACGGACACAGAGCUCUGCCUGAGCUACCACAUAUUACUCAGGGAUUCUUUCCGUUUUCAACGCUAGUCAACCGAUCUGUGCAGCAAUGCUGGAAUGAGCUAUCUGACCUUAUUACAGAGCUGGCGGCAAUACAAGUGUCACCACAUAGCUCAACGCCUUUGUUGCCUGUCAAUGGAAAAUCUCCUGGGAAUCAGUCUCCCGAAAACGUCCAGAAAAAGCUCAGAAUACUAGAUUUUGCUCAUGCUAAACGGGCCGAGUUCAUUAAACUUCUCGUUCUUUCACAAUGGAGUCGGCGAGCGCGCGAUGUCAGUAAAUUAAUUGACCUGCAAAAUUUCAUUCGCGCUCGCCAUCAAGCUUUUGUGGAUGCGUUGCAGCGUGUGGGAGAUAUGAAACGGGACCUGGUGCAGGCUCAGGUGGCCAAUCCGGAUCUCCAAACUGCCCUGGAGAUCUUGUCCAAGGGCAGUCUGGAAUCCUUAGCGGAUCUCGGCUACAAGUCCUCCAAACUUCUAACAGCGAGAGGAGCUCUGAGACGGUUGCAUAAAAUAAACAGAAUCAUCAGUGCCAGACUUGCAUUACAUGAUUCAAUCCCUCACCCAUUCCGGACCUACCGAGUUCACGACGGCCGAGUUACUUUUGUCGUGCGCGGCGAAUUUGAGCUCGACUUAUCCGUCGGAGCAGAAAGCGAGCUCUCCCAAUUCUUCUUCGUUGACAUCCGCUUUCUUUACUUCCCAUCCUCCGACAUUCCGAAAGGUCGGAUGUCCAAUGAGAUUGAUGCUAAAGUCAAUGAUAAACUGCGUGAAAGCGGCUUGACAGGCUGCUUCAAUUUCCUGCAUGGCUUGGUAUUGACCAAUAAAAUUCAUAUAUUAUUCAAGCAGGCCAUCGAGUUGGCUAAAGGCCUUUGGUCAGAAACAUUACGUGUUGAGCUUUUGCAUCGAACCUUGGUUAUACAAUAUUGGGCCCUAAAACCAGGACCUAAGAGUUGGGUCGAGGUUGGGGUCAAGAGCGGUAAUGGGGAGGCUGACUGCCUAGGCUUUGGGAUACCAUGCCUAGGCUUGCGUUGGAUGAGGGACGGCCAGGAGGUCGACAGUAGAGACAUCGAGUUCGAUCCAGAGGAUUUGUCAAUGGAGUGUCUCCUGCGGAGUGUCAUUGCUCUACAUAUAUCUUAUUUGCUCUCCUCAGCUUACGGCAUCCUAAGUGAAUAUUCGCUAUUCUCCGCCGGCACUUUGUCUUCACAAGCUAUUUUGAAUGGCACUGAGCCUGGCGAAUGUCAACUCUCUGUCCAGCUCACGGGCUCCAGACAUCUUCGGGUAUCCAUUGAGCCGAUGUCAGGAGCCGUCAUCUUGUCCGCCACCCCUGGUCUCUCAGAACGUUCCGAAAGUGAUGCCAGUCUGGACAGGUCCACCAUCGAUGAUUUGGUGGCCCGUGUUUCUCGGCUUCGUUGCAUCGCGGCCAUAGAGGAACUUGAGUCUAAUGUCAGGAUUUUGGGUUUUGAAACAGUCAGCCCAAAGGGACUCAGAAACGAUAUCCGGAAAGUUUUUCCAGCUAAUGUCUUGCGUUUUUCCCUCUUCUGGCAUCCUUCCUGGGAGCGAAAUUGGGUCGUGGCUGCAACAAGCAGCAUCACAGGUGACAACUGGUGGGUUGUGCAACUUCGCCGAUCCUCAGAAGUUGCAACAGAUUUUUCGGUCUCCGAUACAAGUGUUCCACUUUGUUCAGGGCAUAGCAUGAGCGAUACCUUUCUUGCCACGAGCCACCAAGCUCGCCCUUCCUCAUUCCCCGAUUUGGGCUACUGUCUUUCUGGAAUGGUAGCAAUUCAUGCCAACGUCAGCUAUCUAUCCGAUUUGCAAUCAGUUGAGUUUCAUCCACCAUUGUGCGCAUUGAAGGUUGAGUCCGAUCUUCAAAUCCCGGAUAUUUUCAUUCGCUACCAAGUAUCGAACCUUCCUCGGGCGCUUCAGCUAGUGUUGCCCGCGGGUCUGAAGAGAAAGAACCUUCUCAAGGAUACAGUUCGCCUUGCCUUCCAUGGGAUUGACCGUCACAAGAAUAUGGCCAUAUUUGUGGCGUAUGGCAACUUGGUGGGACCUUGGACAGAUUUAUGCACAUUAGUUUCAAAGUCGGACAGCUCCCUAGUUUUCAAGCGAGGAGGCAGUGGCUUUGCCCUUCGGCUUCUCGCUCCAGCUGGUCGACCUGUGAUCGUACAGCUGUUUAAAAGCCUGCAGACUCUGGAGUGCACGUUGUCAAUUCUCGAUUUUCUUCGGCAAAGGAAAUUGACACCUCAGUCGUUAUCGCUUACUCAUAUAGCCUUUGCUUACGGCCCAAGAAGGGAUCUCUCAGCCAUUGUCGGGAUCGAGUUGUCCGAGGUCCCCUCUUCUGCGGAGCUUGACCCUGUUCGCAUUCUAGCAGGGACUGACCCCUUACUUUUUCUCACUCUGGGUAUUCGAUUUAAGCAUCCGAACCCUCAUCGCCGGGUCCAGGGGUCUCUCGCUGCCCUUUUAAACCAUGCUUCUAAUGACUCUGGUUUGGAUUUCGUAACCGAGAUUCUCUCUUUUACACUUCCCUUGAUGCGAGCCUUGGAGCAAAUAACAUCUAACGCGUCUCGCCAGGAGUCGUUCAGGUUACAGGUGAUUGUGCGCAAUGCUUACACAUUCCUCCUCCAUUAUACUUAUCAGGGCUUCCGUUUCCAACUCACAACGAGCCAGCAUUCGGGGCAAUUGACUUGGGUACUAAGGGAAUUGAGCAGCCCAGGGCCCGGCCCAGGCCAUGACCAACUCAAAGCCAGGCUGCGAGGCACAUUGUAUCAUUCCAAGGGAAACGGUUGGAAAGGUCUUGGAAAUGGAGUGGUUGCAAGCGCUGAGGGAGUCGGCAACCUUAUUUGGGCCCUCGAUGGAUGUUUCACCGGCGCUCAGCAUAAUACUUGGUUACCGCGAGAAACUAAAUCUGAUCACGAUUACUCAACUCAGCCAGUACCGGAGAAACAGAGUCAAACCGGGGCACCAUCGCAGGCUGGCAUGGCUAAGGAUACUACGACGACGGCGAACUUCGUUAAUGACAGAAGUCUUCAGCGAAACCCUGUGGCUUCCAACGCUGCAGAUGUUAUUACAAUUGACUGA